GCUGAAAAUGUGAAAUGGGUCCGUCGGUCCAUUGAGAAAUAGAGAGUGGGUGAAAGCCGAAGCACAGAAUAGAAAGAGAGUGUGGUUUUAUGUGAGGAGCAGAGAAACCACUCGGCGAGCCUCCAGUCGCCUUUUCCACACCCUCCAUACGCAGUCUCAUCCUUCUCAAAUGUAGAAAGCCGUACCCUAAUUCACACGCUUCUCUCACGUUUGGAUUCUCGAGCACUGAUUUGGGAGAUGAACAAAGAACGGCCUCCGGAGCCUCUUGAUUUCUUCAUUUGGACUGUUGAGGAUGUUGGUUUGUGGUUGGAAGAAAUAAAUCUUGGUAGCUAUCGCCAAAUUUUUAAAGAAAAUGGUGUCAAUGGAGAGUAUUUGGAGGGCAUGUCCAUGUUCACAACUGAACAGAUUCUUCGGUUUAUAAGGCGAUGCCACAUGAAAUGGGGAGACUUCAUCACACUGUGCAAGGAGCUUAGGCGAAUUAAAGUGGCUUGCCUGAAAGGAGAGCAAAAAGUCCGUCGGCCAUGGUGGGCUCCUUCUUGCCUCUCGGCAGUGUUUGUCAAGGCAGCAAAGCGCAACAGACAGUCUCGAGUUGUUUCCUUGAAGCUGGAACCUUGAUGCAACAUUUGCCUAUAUGUAUGUAUUUUAAUUUUCCUUUCUGUGAAAAAAAAGGGGAAGUAAAAAAGAACUCUUUUGCAGAUCUUAAAAGCUGGCAGCCUGUCUGUGUUGGUUCUCCUCUAGAGAACUUUAUUCUGUACGCAAGCCCCGCUAUUUGUUUCUAUUGGUUUUGUUGUUGUUUAUCUUGUUCUAAAUUGAUCGCGAAGAAUACAAUGAAUGACAAAGAAAUCAUAGCAUCAGUUGUGAAGUAUUCGUCUUGGGGGCAGUUGGUUUUUGGUGUAUUGUAGAAAAUAGUUGUCAUUAGAAGUUAUGGAGGAGCUGGGAUUUUUGCUCAGCAUAUUUUUUUUUGUUUUUCCUUUUUUUCCUCAUAGACCACGAUUUGGUUUUAAAAUCACGAAAUUGCUGGAUGCCUUGCCUGUAAAUGGAUGACAUUAAUGUCGAAAAAUGACUUAUUGGUAAAA
Malania oleifera is the source of this 1076-nucleotide messenger RNA. RefSeq lists its product as uncharacterized. NCBI's taxonomy places the organism in Eukaryota, Viridiplantae, Streptophyta, Magnoliopsida, Santalales, Ximeniaceae. The transcript is spliced from 4 exons. Bases 238 to 615 code for a protein of 125 amino acids. The record is from RefSeq and is a predicted model, not a curated record. Gene Ontology annotation, molecular function: protein binding.